CCAACCUCUUCCCCGUCCCGUUGAGUCCGUUGAGUCAUUGGCUGCCGGGCCCAUUUUGGCGUCUUGUUUUUCCACCCUGCAACCACCUACCUGUAACAUAUUUGCCAUCAUGAUGAAUCUCGCAAGGCUGGUACCGCGGUCUCAAUCAUUGUUUCGUCCCCUAGCGGCAGUGAGGGAUUUUCAAGGCUGCACUGGAAGCCUCCAUCUUCCCUUGGUCCGAGCCCGUACCCAGCCCGUUAUCGGCCAAUCUCAACGUCUUUCCCUCUCAACCUCUGCAUCAUUCUCGUGCGACAAACACGAUAUGUCGCAAGCGGAGACUAAUUAUUCUCCAGACCGAUUCACCACCGCGCUGCAGGCAAACAAGGAGUGGGCUGCGAGAACUGCCCUGGAGCAUCCGGACCUGUUCCCCACGCUUGCCAAUGGCCAGUCGCCCGAAAUUCUCUGGAUCGGUUGCUCCGAUUCUCGAUGCCCGGAGACGGUCGUUCUAGGCCUAAAGCCUGGCGAUGUCUUUGUCCAUCGGAAUAUCGCCAAUAUCUUGCAUGCCGGCGAUCUCAGCUCGGGUGCAGUCAUCGAAUAUGCCGUCCGUCAUCUGCGGGUCAACCACAUCGUGCUCUCCGGCCACACCAAGUGUGGUGGUAUCGCAGCAGCCCUUGGUAACAAGCAACUCGGUAUCCUCGAUCCCUGGCUGUUGCCUCUGCGCCAGAUUCGUGAACAGAACCUUGCGCUGUUGCAGACCAUGUCACCGGAGGAUGCGACCGUCAAGAUGGCGGAGCUUAACGUCCGGGAGGGUGUCAAGCUUUUGAAGUCGAAGGCUGUAGUGCUUGAAGCGAUGCACGAGCGGGGUCUCCAGGUUCACGGGCUCAUCUAUGAUGUCGCCUGUGGUAUGCUCCGGGAUAUAGACACCAAGGACUCGGAGGACGAGAUCAAGAGGCGACUGGUGGCCUUCAAGACGGAGGCUUAGGGAAGGAACUCGGUGAUAGGUCGUCUGUCAUUUCUUUCGAUUUUUGUUUUCUUGUAUUGUUUUCCAUUCAGCGAUUGUCCGGGUGUAUUUGAGGUGUUUUGGGACGGGCAUUCCUGUGGCUGUCUGGGCGAUCUUAGCAUUGUCUCAGUGACCAUGCUGUAAAUACACCAACACAGAGAAUCUCAUAGAUGUCAAAUUCGAAGCAGUCAUUUUUCAGAUUCAAUCAGAGCAAAUUAGAAUGAGAGAG
Messenger RNA from Aspergillus pseudonomiae, 1208 nucleotides. RefSeq names its product carbonic anhydrase. The coding region runs from base 110 to 961 and encodes 283 amino acids. The transcript has a single exon. Gene Ontology annotation, biological process: carbon utilization; cellular response to oxidative stress; cellular response to carbon dioxide. Gene Ontology annotation, cellular component: cytoplasm. The record is from RefSeq and is a predicted model, not a curated record. Lineage: Eukaryota; Fungi; Ascomycota; Eurotiomycetes; Eurotiales; Aspergillaceae. Gene Ontology annotation, molecular function: zinc ion binding; carbonate dehydratase activity.